Manihot esculenta (cassava) is the source of this 2295-nucleotide messenger RNA. Its product is annotated as mechanosensitive ion channel protein 1, mitochondrial. Gene Ontology annotation, cellular component: membrane. The coding region runs from base 193 to 1815 and encodes 540 amino acids. NCBI's taxonomy places the organism in Eukaryota, Viridiplantae, Streptophyta, Magnoliopsida, Malpighiales, Euphorbiaceae. The record is from RefSeq and is a predicted model, not a curated record. Gene Ontology annotation, biological process: transmembrane transport. The transcript is spliced from 7 exons.
GAGUACGUACUCCUAAGUUUGUCUCUUCGUUUUCUCUUGCUGGCCUCUCUCGUCUCUACCCCUCUCUAUCUCCGUGACCAUGACUCCGUCUCUCUGAUAAACCUCCCAAGCAAAGAAUAUAUGGUACCUGUUAUGGCCCAAAAUUCAUCCAUAGCUGCCUGAUUGGUACUCUUUUGAGGACUUCUUUCUGUGAUGGCUGGAGUUAGGCUUUCAAUGCUCAAAUCAGUUUAUAGUUCGGUUAAACCUAUUUCAAAGCUGCAGCCAUUUAACCCGUUUACGGAUUCUACAAGAUGCACUAAUCAAAGUCUUAUAAGAUCGUUAUAUGCUUUUGUAAAUCAAGAUUGCUCUAAAGAAGAAUCCAAACUCGCUCAGAAUUUUGCAAAUGCUCAUACUAAAAUUCCGAGUUAUGAUACUUCGGUUGUUAGCCAUUGUUUCAAAGCUAAUUCCAUAUUCUUAGGCACUUCAUCACCAAAUUCGUUAUUUGGGCGUACUGUUCCUCAUAUUUCAGCAAGCUCCAUGUUGAGCUAUCGAUCAUUUUCAUCUUCUGAUGGCAAAAUCAACAAGCCUGGGUCAGUUGAAGUGUCUGCUGCUUCUAGUGGGAAUAAUGAUGUUGGUAACGGUGGUGAUGUUGGAAUUGACUGGAUUGAGAAGGUUAGAGACUCUUGGCAAAGUGCAGUUGAUGCAGGGACUUCUACUGUGCAGAAGACUAAAGAAGUCUACGAUGAGAUGGUCCCUUAUAGCCAGCAGUUACUUGAUUCACACCCUUAUCUUAAAGAGGUGAUUGUUCCCGUUGGUUACACUUCUGUUGGUACCGUGUUGGCAUGGGUAGUAAUGCCUAGGCUUUUGAGGAUGUUUCACAAGUAUGCUAUGCAAACUCCUGCUUCUUUACUAUCUAAAAGUCUUUCUAGGGAGCCAGUUCCAUAUGAGAAAAGCUUUUGGGGUGCUUUAGAGGAUCCUGUGCGGUAUCUGAUCACCUUUAUGGCAUUUUUAAAAAUUGGCAUGAUGGUGGCACCAACUAUAGCUUCUCAGUACAUGGCACAGGGAUGGAGGGGCGCAAUUGUCCUUUCUUUUGUAUGGUUUCUGUAUCGGUGGAAGACAAAUGUGUUUAGCCGUGCAUUGGGUGCUCAAAGUCUAUCAUUGGUUGAUAAGGAAAGGAUGUUAACACUUGACAAAGUUUCUUCUAUUGGUCUUUUUGUUAUUGGGUUAAUGGCUUUAGCUGAGGCGAGUGGAGUGGCUGUGCAAUCUAUUUUAACUGUGGGUGGUAUAGGAGGAGUGGCCACUGCUUUUGCUGCUAGAGACGUCCUUGGGAAUGUGCUCAGUGGGUUAUCUAUGCAGUUUUCAAAACCCUUUUCACUUGGAGAUACAAUAAAAGCUGGAUCUAUAGAAGGACAGGUGGUGGAAAUGGGACUUACUACCACAAUGUUACUCAAUGUUGAGAAAUUUCCUGUCUUAGUUCCAAAUUCGUUGUUUUCUAGUCAGGUAAUUGUGAAUAAAUCUCGUGCACAGUGGCGCUCUAUGACCGUUAAACUUCCUGUGAAAAUUGAUGAUUUGGAAAAUAUACCUCAGAUAUCAAAUGAAAUAGCAAGCAUGCUAAAGUCGAACCCAAAAGUUUUCUUGGAAAAGGAGGCCCCAUACUGUUUCUUGUCUAGAGUAGAAAGCUCUUUUGCAGAAUUGACUAUUGGAUGCAAUCUUAGACACAUGAGCAAAAAUGAAUUGUACUCCGCCGAACAAGACAUUCUUUUGCAGUCAGUCCGGAUACUAAAGGAACAUGGUGCUAGAUUGGGUAGUACCUGGCAGGAUGUAACCACUCAGUGAUUUUGCAGAUAAAUGAGAUUUUUAUGCUGGACUUUGGACCCUUGCCUCUCAAUAUCGGCUACAACUUAUGGUGCUUUGGAAACAAUUGAAUUGAAAAUCAUUAUAAUGUAAAGGUCGAUUUGAGGCUAGCUCAAGUGAACAGAAGUUAGGUGGUUUAAUUCAUUUUCUGCCAAGAAACAGGGACCCGAGAGAAAAAAGAAGGGAAGAGAGAGAGAGAGAGAGAGAGACAAAGAGCAAGUUUUAUUGGUGAGCUGUAACCAUCAGUCUGCAUGAUUUUCCAAAUGCUCCGCGAGGAUUUUCAUUUUUCAUUUUCUUUUUUUGGGCUGCAAAAUGGGUUCUUCUGUUUUAGCUUUCGAUGGCAAAGCUCCUAUUCUUGGAACUGUUUUGUCCCAGUCAUUCAGAAUGUGUUAAUUAAACAAAUAGCUGUGACAAUGACAAAUGCAGUGUAAUUUGAAAGGAUAUAAAUAUUAAAUUUAAUAA